UUCUGCUGCUCCAGACUGAGGCUCAGGGUGCCUCCAGCGCUUCAGACGAGUCUUUACAACAAACACUCAGAGACAUUUGUGCUGUCAGGACUGCUGCACCUGCUCCGCUGAGACUAGACUCUAACGGAAGAGAGACACUUAAGGGAGACGAUCUUCGUUCUUUUUUGGGGAAAAUGAAACUUGAAGUUUUCUCUGCGCACCACUUCGCGCAGAAGCCGCUGGAGUUGUGCAUGGACGCAGAGGGGGGAGUCCCGUCUCCUCUAUCCGGGGACGAGCUGGUCGGACGGGGACUGCGUGGACAACAGGGGUCGGACGGGGACUGCGUGGCCAACAGCCCGGCACCUGUCACCCAGAGCGGCGACGGCAGCAAGGGGAAGCCCUACACCCGCAGACCCAAGCCCCCUUACUCCUACAUCGCGCUCAUCGCCAUGGCCAUCCGGGAGUCCAGCAGCGGCCGCCUCACUCUGGCAGAGAUCAACGACUACCUGAUGAAGAAAUUCCCGUUUUUCCGGGGCAGCUACACCGGCUGGAGGAACUCGGUGCGCCACAACCUGUCACUCAAUGACUGCUUCCUCAAAGUGCUGCGGGACCCGUCCAGGCCCUGGGGCAAGGACAACUACUGGAUGCUCAACCCGCAAAGCGAGUACACCUUUGCUGACGGGGUGUUCCGCCGCAGGAGGAAGCGCAUCGCCAAGAGGUCCGCCAAGGAGCAGGAGAGCCCGGACAUCCUCAGCGAGGACACCCGCCUCCCCGCCCCGGAGGAGAGGGUGGGGGCCAAGUUCUCCAGCUCCUUCGCCAUCGACAGCAUCCUCAGCACACCCUUCAAACGGAGGGAGGACAGCCACGUUGAUGCAGAAACCCACGCCCCCCGGCUCUACUGGUCCCCAGGGGCCCACAUACUGCCUUACGCUCUGAGCUACGCGGCACAGCACACGUACCUGUCAGAGGGGGGGUACAGCAGCACAGAGCCCAGCAGGGAUGCACUCACAUACCUCCAGCAGACAGCACCGGGCAUGGCCGCACCAGAGGCCGCUUUCCACGCGCUCAAGAUGCCCAGCAAGGCGCGAGGUUUCCACAUAGACUCUUUGCUGUCAUAAAGCACCCGGGCUGCUCUCAGACUUGUAUGUUUUGACCCAUGAUGUGCACUUUUGUGGGCGCUCUUAGCUUUCAGUGCUUUAGCUGUUUAACUGUUUGGGACUCUUGUCUGUCUCAUCAUGACUACUGUCAUUCUGCAGUGAAAAAAACAAACAUGACGUGUUGAUAAUGUAGAUCUAACUGUGGUGAGCAAGCAAACAGUUGCUGUCAUCCCAGGACAUUCCACUGUGCGUGUGUGAGAGAGAGAGAAAGCGUGUUGUUGUUGCGUGUGUGUUAGAGAUGUUUAGAGAGUGUGUUUGUAUUCUUGUAUCCAUGGUUCAUUGGUCAUUUCUACUGUAUGACGGCAACCAAGUGCCACGUUGAAACAUAAAACUAUUCAUCUAUUUAUAUUUUCAUGUUUUGUAUGACCUGCUGUAUAAAAUAUUGUUGUAUAUAUAUAUAAAAAUAUUGACUGAGCUGCGGUUAAAGGAGAAAUCACGCGGCUGCACUAGAAACGCAUGAAAAUGCCUGAUGUUUUCCUGAGAUGGAUUUAUGCAUGCCUGGUAUUUUUGUGAAUAAAAAACGUGAAAC
Molecule: messenger RNA, 1665 nt
Organism: Morone saxatilis (striped sea-bass)
Lineage: Eukaryota; Metazoa; Chordata; Actinopteri; Moronidae
Gene: foxq1b
Product: forkhead box Q1b
Biological process (GO): anatomical structure morphogenesis; cell differentiation; regulation of transcription by RNA polymerase II
Molecular function (GO): DNA-binding transcription factor activity, RNA polymerase II-specific; RNA polymerase II cis-regulatory region sequence-specific DNA binding
Source: RefSeq, a predicted model, not a curated record